AUGGAGUCAAGAUCAAUUAUUCCUGCGAAAGAAGCAAAAUACAAUUAAUAGCUCAAGCAUGAACCACCUGAUGUUUAUCUUGAAGAUCACAUUAUGGACAUCUAAUUUUCACCUGUAGCCAAUGUUUUAGCUGCCUCUUAGGUAACAGGUAAUGUGAGAAUCUUCACAUAUAACGAGAAAAAGACCAAGGAACAUGUCAAUCUCUCUUAUCAUUCUGAGUCCUGUAGAUAGGUUAAGUUUUCUCCUGAUGGCAAUAUACUUUACACAGGUUCAAGCGAUGGGUCAAUAGGUGUGGUGUCAAAUGGUGUUCUUGAAGGUCAGUUGUUGAAUGCUCAUUCAUCCCCUAUUAAUUCUAUUGCCCAUAUCGAAAAUGGAUAUAUCGUUGCUACAGGAGAUGAUGAUGGUCUCAUUAAGAUCUGGGACCUGCGUGUAGCCGGACAAAACAAUCUCAAGUAAGCUUGUGUAAUGAAAUUCUAAGAACACGAAGGCACCAUUAGCGAUAUGAAAUUUGCUCAAAAUCAUAACAUGCUAGUAUCAGCUUCAGGAGACGGACAUUUAGGAGUGUUUGAUCUCAAGAAAGGUGAACUCUAUGCUAUGUCUGAUAAUUUUGAGGAAGACCUUACAGCUCUUGUCAUCUGCAAGUAUGGAAAGAAAGUAUUGGCAUCUUCAUCCGAAGGAGUAGUUAAUAUAUUCUCAUGGGACUGGUUCGGUGAUUGCAAUGAUAGGAUUGUAGGGCAUCCUAAUUCUAUUGAUACCAUGAUCACGUAUGAUGAAGACACUAUAAUCACUGGAAGUGAAGAUGGUCUAAUCAGAGCUGUAAGUGUGCUACCCAACAAAAUUAUUGCAAUCUUAAGUGAUCCAACUGAUCAAGAUGAAGAUGUGUUUCAUAUAUAGAGAGUCGCACUCUCACAUGAUAAAAUGUUCCUUGCCUCAUGCUCUUUAGAUGAUAUAAUCAAGAUUAUUGAUGUGUCUCAUUUGAAUAAUAGACUGAAAGAAGAAUUUGACUUUGAGGGGUAUGAAAAAGACAUUUAGGAAAACCCAAGAGUUAAGAGAAAGAAGAGGUCAAAGAAAAAUAAGGCUGCAGGCGAUGAAGACAUGCAAGAUGAUGAGGAGAAAAAAGAUGGCGAUGAAAGUUCAGAUAGCGAGAAUUGGGAAGAUGAUUCCAGUGACGAUGAUAGUGAUGACAGUGAUGAUAGUGACAUGAGUAUGGAAUAAGAUAAACACGAGAAGAAGGAUAAAAAGCUUAACCCUAAGAACAACUCAAUCAAGAAGAGUCAAAACAUGAUCGACCAGGAAAAGAGGAAAUAAUUCUUUAGUGAUCUGUGA
Stylonychia lemnae is the source of this 1326-nucleotide messenger RNA. The record is from the annotation of a GenBank genome assembly. NCBI's taxonomy places the organism in Eukaryota, Ciliophora, Spirotrichea, Sporadotrichida, Oxytrichidae.